Messenger RNA from Closterium sp. NIES-65, 1515 nucleotides. NCBI's taxonomy places the organism in Eukaryota, Viridiplantae, Streptophyta, Zygnematophyceae, Desmidiales, Closteriaceae. The record is from the annotation of a GenBank genome assembly.
AUGGCAGUGUGGCGCCCAUUGUUUGGUGCAGUGUGGCAGCGAGCAGAGUUGGUUCCGCCGCGCAUUCGGUGCCGUUGCUUGGCAGGGCAAGCAGGUGCAGAGGCGGACGGGGGUGACGAGUGGGAUGGGAGGGAUAGAGGGGAGAGAGGGGAGGGAGGGAGGGGGGAAGUGACGCGCAUUGAGGGCAGCAGCGAGUGGUGGGUGGUAGAGGAGAGAGGCAGGGAGAUCCCUCUCUUUCAUGCAGAGGAGAGAGGCAGGGAGAUCCCUCUCUUUCAUGCAGAGGAGAGAGGCAGGGAGAUCCCUCUCUUUCAUGCAGAGGAGAGAGGCAGGGAGAUCCCUCUCUUUCAUGCAGAGGAGAGAGGCGGGGAGAUCCCUCUCUUUCAUGCAGAGGAGAGAGGCAGGGAGAUCCCUCUCUUUCAUGCAGAGGAGAGAGGCGGGGAGAUCCCUCUCUUUCAUGCAGAGGAGAGAGGCGGGGAGAUCCCUCUCUUUCAUGCAGAGGAGAGAGGCAGGGAGAUCCCUCUCUUUCAUGCAGAGGAGAGAGGCGGGGAGAUCCCUCUCUUUCAUGCAGAGGAGAGAGGCGGGGAGAUCCCUCUCUUUCAUGCAGAGGAGAGAGGCAGGGAGAUCCCUCUCUUUGAUGCAGAGGAGAGAGGCGGGGAGAUCCCUCUCUUUCAUGCAGAGGAGAGAGGCAGGGAGAUCCCUCUCUUUCAUGCAGAGGAGAGAGGCGGGGAGAUCCCUCUCUUUCAUGCAGAGGAGAGAGGCGGGGAGAUCCCUCUCUUUCAUGCAGAGGAGAGAGGCGGGGAGAUCCCUCUCUUUCAUGCAGAGGAGAGAGGCGGGGAGAUCCCUCUCUUUCAUGCAGAGGAGAGAGGCAGGGAGAUCCCUCUCUUUCAUGCAGAGGAGAGAGGCGGGGAGAUCCCUCUCUUUCAUGACCGCCGAACACACUCUCUCUUCUCACCCAUCUCCCCUCCUCCCCACCCCCCUCUCUCCCUCUCUCACUUCCCCUCCCCACCCUCCAGGCAGCAACUCCUAUUGUACAGAUUCCUCCCUCUCACUUUCGUUCCUAUUGGAUGGAAGCAGAGUCAAUGGUGCCUGGUGCUGUGUGCAACUGGUGUGGGCCGCAUAUGUGGAGCGCAGAGGCACAACCACCGGUCCACCACUGCUUCUCUUGUGCUUGGGCUAUGUUUGAAAGGCCAGCAAGCCAUUGCUGGUGGCGUUGGUGUGCCUCUCAGGUGUGCCUCUCAGGUGUGCCUCUCAGGUGUGCCUCUCAGCGUGUGGAUCACCGGGCCUGGUGGUGGCAGAAGCGAUGCAGGGCGGAAAGGGGAAGGAGGAGGGGCGAGGUAUGAGUGGUGCUUGCAGGGACGGAGGGAGAUGAGCAGCGGCACGCAGGAUCGAGUUGUGCGCGGUGGAGAGAGUGGAUCACAGGGCCUAUCGGCAGUCAACAGACCUCCUCAUGCACCUGCGCACUCCAUCCCUCACCUCCUCCUCAUCAUCUGCCACCCUUGUCGCCCACAUCAAUAA